Molecule: messenger RNA, 618 nt
Organism: Saccostrea cuccullata (small rock oyster)
Lineage: Eukaryota; Metazoa; Mollusca; Bivalvia; Ostreida; Ostreidae
Product: leucine-rich repeat-containing protein 17-like
Exons: 5
Coding region: 1-618 (205 amino acids)
Biological process (GO): cell surface receptor signaling pathway
Cellular component (GO): plasma membrane
Molecular function (GO): protein binding
Source: RefSeq, a predicted model, not a curated record
AUGUUAGGACUGAUUGAUCCAUUGUAUGUCGUUCUACGUCCCAUUCAGUGGUUUUUCACCCAUAUAAAAACCUCACCAUACACCGAUGAAGGACUUCAGAUUUUGACCUUUACUCAGCACUCAGUGAGGGAACUUAAUCGUGCCAGAAAAUACUGCGACACGGGGCUUCGAUCGGUAAAGUCUCCUAUGAAGGACCCGCAUUUUUUACUUCAAAGUGAAGAGCGUACCAAUUUUUCUCGACCUAGAAGUUUAAGCGGGACUGGCAUAUCCAGGAUAGAGAAAGAAAGCUUUUCAAAUCUGACUUAUCUCCAGAGACUUUCUUUGGUGAACAACGAUCUUGCCUUUAUUGACCAAAAAACUUUCUCUGGAUUACGAAACCUGAGGUUUCUGGAAGUGCGUCAAAAUCCAUUUCACUGUGAUUGUUUACUGGAAGGCUUUGUACAAUUUAUUCAAAAAUUUCAACUAAAUAAUUCCAUGGACACACCAAAAUGUGCCACGCCAAUUAAACGAAAAGGGAUGAGGUUAAAAGACAUUUCUCCAACAGUUUUGUCCUGUGAAAAAUCAAGUAUGACUGGUUCUAUCUAUUAUCUCUUGCGUCAGAUCCAUGGUUCCGCUUGA